Molecule: messenger RNA, 3987 nt
Organism: Cyprinodon tularosa
Lineage: Eukaryota; Metazoa; Chordata; Actinopteri; Cyprinodontiformes; Cyprinodontidae
Gene: gmps
Product: guanine monophosphate synthase
Exons: 16
Coding region: 222-2294 (690 amino acids)
Biological process (GO): GMP biosynthetic process
Cellular component (GO): cytosol
Molecular function (GO): ATP binding; GMP synthase (glutamine-hydrolyzing) activity; GMP synthase activity
Source: RefSeq, a predicted model, not a curated record
ACUUUGCGCUCCACCCAUGAGACAGUUUAGUCUGGCCCCACAGAGGAAAUUCAUCCCCCGUCCGGAGGAGUAGAUAGAGUCCCUCCGCUGCUCCCUCCGCUCAGUCUGCCUCUCCAACGGUAGUCGGCGUGCUGAUCCAGCAGCGCUCUCUCUCAGUGUGAGACCUGGGACAGCGAGAAGAAGGGGAGCGCUUUCACCACCGAACACGGCGGCAGUCCCCCAUGGCACUGUGCAACGGAGAGAGCAAGCUGGAGAUCAGCACCACAGAGCAGAAUGGAUCAUUUGAGGGGGCGGUUGCCAUCCUGGAUGCAGGCGCACAGUACGGGAAGGUGAUUGACAGACGGGUGCGGGAGCUGUGUGUCCGCUCAGAGAUUCUCCCUUUGGAGACCCCAGGCUUUGCAAUCAGAGAACAAGGUUACAGAGCGAUCAUUAUUUCAGGAGGUCCAGCUUCUGUGUAUGCAGAAGAUGCCCCCUGGUUUGACCCAGCCAUAUUCACCAUAGGGAAGCCAGUCCUUGGGAUUUGCUAUGGAAUGCAGAUGAUGAAUAAAGUUUUUGGUGGGACGGUCCACAAAAAGAGUGUAAGGGAGGAUGGCGUGUUCAACAUUGCGCUGGACAACACAUGCUCCCUUUUCAGAGGCCUUCAGAAGGAGGAACUGGUGCUGCUGACCCACGGUGACAGCGUGGAUAAAGUGGCUGAUGGUUUUAAAGUGGUGGCCCAGUCAGGAAACAUCAUUGCUGGGAUUGCCAACGAACAGAAGAAGCUGUACGGGACACAGUUUCACCCUGAGGUUGACCUGACGGAGCGAGGGAUGGAGAUGCUGCGGAACUUCCUGUUUGAGAUCGCGGGUUGUACGAGUAACUUCACCGUGCACAACCGGGAGGAGGUUUGCAUCAAUGAAAUCAGAGAAAAAGUGGGCACGUCGAAAGUUCUGGUGCUACUGAGUGGUGGGGUUGACUCAACAGUUUGCACAGCUCUACUGAACAAAGCUCUGAAUCAGGAGCAGGUGAUUGCUGUUCACAUCGAUAACGGCUUUAUGAGGAAGAGAGAGAGUCAGAGUGUGGAGGAGGCCCUCACCAAGCUUGGUAUUAAACUCAAAGUGGUAAAUGCAGCUCACACUUUUUACAACGGGACAACAACUCUUCCCAUUUCUGAGGAGGACAGGACGCCACGGAAACGCAUCAGCAAGACCUUGAAUAUGACCACCAACCCUGAGGAGAAAAGGAAGAUUAUUGGAGACACGUUUGUUAAAGUGGCUAAUGAAGUUCUUGGAGAAAUGAACCUGAACCCGGAGGAGGUUUUCCUGGCGCAGGGCACGCUGCGGCCGGAUCUCAUUGAGAGUGCCUCUCAUAUUGCCAGUGGAAAGGCAGAGGUCAUCAAAACGCAUCACAAUGACACCGAACUCAUCCGCAAGCUCAGAGAUGAGGGAAAAGUAAUUGAACCUUUGAAAGAUUUCCAUAAAGAUGAAGUAAGAGCACUGGGAAGAGAGUUGGGCCUGCCAGAGGAGAUCGUCUCUCGGCAUCCUUUUCCUGGGCCUGGUUUGUCCAUCAGAGUGAUUUGUGCUGAGGAGCCUUAUAUUUGUAAGGAUUUUGCUGAAACAAACAACAUCCUCAAAAUCGUCACAGAUUUUUCUGCAAGUGUCAAAAAGCCUCAUGCCUUGCUCCAGAGAGUGAAGUCAUGCAUAUCAGAUGAAGAGGAGGAGAAACUCAUGAAGAUCACCAGCCUUCAUUCACUUAAUGCCUUCCUGCUGCCCAUUAAAACUGUUGGUGUCCAGGGAGACUGCCGGUCUUACAGUUAUGUGUGUGGUGUCACAAGUAAAGAAUCUCCCCACUGGGAAUCACUGAUGUUUCUGGCAAGACUCAUCCCUCGAAUGUGCCAUACCAUUAACAGAGUUGUGUAUAUAUUUGGGUCUCACGUGAAGGAGCCGCCAACAGACAUUACCCCGACUUUCCUGACCACCGGUGUUCUGAGCACGCUCAGACAGGCAGACUUUGUAGCUCACGCUAUCCUCAGAGAGUCUGGUUAUUCAGGGAAGAUCAGCCAGAUGCCAGUCAUCCUCACUCCCCUCCAUUUUGACAGAGACCCCCUGCUGAAGCAGCCCUCAUGUCGGCGCUCUGUCGUCGUCCGCACCUUCAUCACCAGCGACUUUAUGACGGGCAUCGCUGCCAUGCCUGGUAACCACAUCCCAGAGGAGGUGGUGCUAAAGAUGGUAAACGAAAUCAAGAAAAUCCCCGGCAUCUCCAGAGUGAUGUAUGACCUGACUUCCAAGCCCCCCGGCACCACAGAGUGGGAGUAGAGCCACAACAUGACUUGAUAUCACAUCCACACGCAGUGCACAAACACUCUCCGCAGAUACGGGGGGGCGGAGAGCCAAUCUCUCUCUCUCUCUCUCUCCAUUUCUCUGUCCUUCCUCCCUCCUCCCCUCUAUCACCUGCUCCUUCUCUUCAACAUUCCCAUGGAAGGCAGACCGUACUGUGACGAAGCCCCUCCGUUCUGCACUCCCCACCACUCCUAACUGGUCUUAAUUUCUGUUUGUUUGGCGGUAUGGAUUAAAUAGUGUCAGUUAUGGUUAAUAUGUUGUCAUUUUUAAUUCAUCUACAUGUCCCGGCUAUUAUACAAAGGUAAAUUGCUGCUUCCUUUUUAUAAGCUUAACCUUUAAAGGCAAGCAGUAAGAGGCUGUGAUGGUUGAGUUUACUCGAUGUUGUGCCUAAAGAUUGAAUAUGGGCUGGAUUAAAUAUAAUAAACAGUGUUGUCAUAAAAGAAAAUGCAGUAGUGGGUUGGAGGGGGUAUGAACUCAGCCUUUGAUUUUAUUUUGUUUUGCUGUUUCUUGUAGUGAAGAAUAUUUUGAGCAUAAAACUAUCCUCUCUAUUUGUACUGGCUCCCCUUCAGCCUCCAUACUGUGUUAAACUUUUGCUGUCUUAAUCGGCAGCCUAGUGACCAAUCACUUUUUAAGCUCUCUGUUUUUUCUUUUUUUAUUGCCAAAAGUAGAAUAUGCUGUGGUGUGAAAUCUGUGGACAAGAGCUGUUGGGUUGUUUGUGCAUCGAUCUCAGACAGCAGUCCACCCAGCGGUCGUUCGGACUGAUGAAUCGUGUGAAGGAGGCGGUUGGUAACAUGUAUGUGCCUGUUCUAGUUUUUUUCUUUCUUUGGUGUGAAACGACAUGAACUCUGUCCAGAGAGGAGGGUUCCGUUCUCCUCAUGCUGCAGUGUGUGUGCUUUUUUUAUGGAAAAGAUUAUAAAGGCAAAAAGGACUAAUAUCAAACCUAUAGGUACAGUAGUAAGAGCUCUUAAACCACAUCGUGUCACUUACUGUUAUUUGAUGGAUUGGCUGCUCCUGCGUUCUGCAGAGGCACAUUUCUUUUGCACUUUUUGUCACCCAUAAACCCUCGGUGCUGCAUCAGCAAAGACAUCACUUUAUCUUAACCCUGUCCUGUAGUGUUAAAGGUCCGUUUGAGGGGAGCUGGUUUCUGCUCCUGCCUCAUUGCAGUCCAUCUCAGAAAGACUUUACCACCCGUUGUAUACAUGUUAACUUUCACAGCGUUCAGUAGAUCAUUUCCAGGUUCCAUUCUCGUCAUUUAGACCUCAGUGAAUACAGCGCUCAGGUUUAACUGAGUUUUUAAAAGCUUGUAGUCUCCUGUUAGAGAUGUUUAACUCGUAUGUGAUUCCUCCAUUUGUUUCUGUGCCUCUCAUCUCUGUUGGUUUUUCCUAACCUUAACUGCUGUUUGUGAUUGUCCUUCUGUUUUGCCUUUUUAAGCGUGUGCUUUAUGUUACUCAAGUCCCCAUUUAAAAAAAACGCUUAAGUGGAUUUUUUUUUCCAAAUCUCAAUAAAAUAAGUUAUGCAAUACUGACUUUGAUUUUGUUCAAGUUUGCUCAGCAAUGUUCAUUUUCCUUAGUAAGGUGCCUCAAACCAAGCCACUGCAUGCAGUUUCAAUUAUGACAUUUGUACAAUGGAAAACUGAGCUUUAAUAAAGAUCUCAAUGUUAAAACUCCUA